GUCUGCCGCCGUCCUCUCUAUGGUGCCCCGAGGCUUUCUCUAUGGUUCUAAGGGAUGGCCAUGGCUCAGUCCCCUCCCACCUAGUCAGGCUGAGGGCUGGGCAUUGUGGGGUGAGAGCGGACUCUGGCUGAACAGCCGGCCCUGCCACAGCCAGGCAGAGAGCAGAGCACCCGAGCUGGAGGAGGAGGAGGAGAAGGAGUGGUGGAGGGGGGGGCAGAGAGGAAGCCAGGACCAAGGGGCAGUGCCCCCCAGCCCACCCUCAGGGACACCAUGCCAGUUGCCACAGCCAAAGUGGCAGCCAGGUUGGCCCAGGGGGUCACGGCGAAAAGAGCGGCGGUGGCACUCCUGGUGGCGGCGUAUGGAGCCAAGAAGUUGUACCCAGUCCUGCGGCGACAGUGGGCUUCCUCUGACCUCCAAGUAAAUGCCAACUCAGCAGGGCACCACAGUGCUGAAGAGCCAGCCUCCAAGUGGGGGGCAGCCGAUGAGGUGGCAGCAUCGCCACCCGGGGUCAACAGGGUGUUUUUCUUCCGCCUGCUGCGCCUGCUGAGGUUGCUGUUCCCUGGGCCACUGUGCCGUGAAACGGGGCUCCUGGCUUUGCACUCGGCCGCCCUAGCCAGCCGCACCUUCCUCUCGGUCUACGUGGCCCAGCUGGACGGGCGCUUGGCCCGCUGCAUCGUCCGCAAGAACCCGCAUGACUUUACGUGGCAGCUUCUUCAGUGGCUGCUCAUUGCCCUGCCUGCAACAUUUGUCAACAGUGCCAUUCGAUACCUAGAAGGGCAGCUGAGCCUGGCCUUCCGCGGACGUUUAGCGGACCAUGCCUAUCGGCUCUACUUUGAGGGCCAGACCUACUACCGCGUCAGCAACAUGGACGGACGCCUGCGCAACCCGGACCAGUCUCUCACGGAAGAUCUGGUGGCCUUCGCCAACUCCGUGGCUCACCUCUACUCGAACCUGACCAAGCCGGUGCUGGAUGUGAUUGUCACUUCCUAUACCCUGCUCAGCUCAGCCAGAUCGAAAGGAGCCGACACAGCCUGGCCCUCGGUCAUUGCCGGCCUGGUGGUCUGCAUCACGGCUAAGGUGCUGCGUGCCUGUUCGCCAAAGUUUGGCCAGCUGGUGGCUGAAGAGGCACGUCGGAAAGGGGAGCUGCGCUACAUGCAUUCCCGGGUGGUCGCCAACUCAGAAGAGAUUGCUUUCUAUGGGGGCCAUAAGGUAAAGCAAGUGGGCAACGUGCCAUGGUUCUUUGGGAGGAAAGCAGGGAUCAGCUGAUAGGAGGAUUACUGGAAGCCAGGACUCCUGGGUUUCCGGACAGGGAAUUAUAGUGUAGUAGAACUGGAGAAACAGAGAAGGGUAGUUUAUCCCCACCCUCUUUUGUUAUAUGUCUUUCCACUUUCUCUUCUUCCCCUGAGCUCCGAAACGGAGGCCGCUGACCCUGCCAGGCCCUGGGCCAGUGGAAGUGAAGUUGGCUUUAUAGAGAGACAAGCUAGAGCUGAAACCAGCACCCUUGUUUACUUCCUUUUCUUUGUAGUCUUCUUCCUUGAAUUUGUCCGAAAGCAAGGCUGAGGCCCUGACCUGAAUUUAUCCAGCUUCAAAUCUGUCCAUGUUCAGUAAUCCUCCACCAGUCUAAAUUUCCAUAGAAACCUUUCUUGGUUUCUAUUGCUCAUGCUUGACUUCUGCCUCAACCGUCAAAACAGCCCCAGGCGUUUCCAAGUGUGGCACUUAAGGAUUCCUGCACUGCCUUAGCGGAGGCGAUUGGACGGCAGUUGCAGUGUGUUUAUCAGACACCAUUUCUGAUCCCCAGAUUUGGAAAAGCAAUGGAUCAGAUAACAUAUAACAGUAACAGAUGAGAGCUGGGAAUCAGGGGAUCUGGGCUCUUCCUGUUUUCUGAAUCAUCGUGAGGGUGGGGGGCGGGGGGGGGGGAAAUGCUCUUAUAUUGAGGGCGAUGGUGACUGAAGUUAAUCGUCAUUUUUAUCACAUGUCCACUGUAGUCGCCGCUCUCCAUUCCAGCCCAGCUGUGUCAGGAACAUUCCAAGGCCGAAAACUCUCCUGCCUUUGGCAUCCUGCCCAAAUUAAGGGUAAUUGUAGGUCACAUUCGCACACAGAAAUACAGCAAUGGGGCCAGCCUUUGUGCUUAAACAUUUAUUAGAACCAUGCAGAUUUGUGCACACAUGCACACACACCUCAGACAAAAAGUCUACAGCAGCAGUUGCCCUUUAGGAAAAAGGAGUAUGACCAGUAUUAGUCAUGAUGACAUUUGAAUUGUGUCACCACUUGUGAUGUUUAAGACAAUUAUCUCUGAAUGUUCAGGGUUUUCUUAGGGCUAUUGGAUGCAUUUGUGCUGUGCUUCCAGCUGCCCCCCGCUCCACUAGUCUACCUACCUGUGGCUCUUCAGCAUAAGAUGGCCUCCCACCAGUCUUGCACAGCAGAUUGGAAGGGUGGGGGACACAGCAUAGGACAAAAAUACUACUCCCAUAUGAAAGCCAUUGUCAGAAUAGCAGGACUGUGGCUCAAAUACAGUAGCCACCCCAUCCCCAUCUCUUUGAGACAAGAUCUGUUAGUUGUCUCCUCAAUGGCUUUAGUAAGUGGAGAACAGGAAAUGCUGACCUUCCUGCCUUGGUACUCAUUAACUUUGCCCUCCCUAUUAAAGUUGUGGUAUUGGUGCAGGAUUAUCUCAUACCCCUUGGCACCUCCUGUAUUUUUUCAGGGUGUUAUUAAUUAUUAUUACCAUUAUUUAUUAAAUUUGUAUAUUGCCCUAGAUCUGCAGAUCUAAUAGAAUUACAACAUAAAAAACAAAAGAUACAUAGUAAAAAUAAGAACAAGCCAAUAAUCCCCCCUCCCACAACACAUUUAAAAGAGCAUCAGAUGUCAAUCAGCAAAAGGCUUGGUUGAAGGGGAAUGUUUUCGCGUGGCACCUAAAGGUGUAUAAUGGAGGUGCAAGGCAAACCUUCCUGGGGAGAGCAUUCCAUAAUUUGGGAAUCACAGGUAGAUUUGGUUUGUUGCAAUCCAGGCUCCCUGUCCCAGUGCGGCUGAACUAGCACUUUUGUAGAUUUAACACCAGGCGAAUUGCUGUUGUGAGGCUAACGUGGCUUGUACCACAGAGAUGAAGGGACAGAGCAAUUUCCCAAUUUCAAUUGCAGAUAACUAAGGAGAAGACUAGGUAUUAGCACCACACCCUGACCUUCCAGUAGUUAAUUAAAAGCUGCCAUUGGCCAGUGGUGUAGCGUGGGUUGCUGGCGCCUGGAACCAAGUGGGGCUGUGUUGUGCCGCCUCCUGUGCAGGCGCUGGCUGACAUGACCCUUGGUGGGCAAAACCCCUCAAUGCCUGCAGAGAGGAGCGCUGGGUCGGGCUUCCCUGGGGUCACCCUCGCUUCAUCUGCAUCCACUCACUGUGGACCUGGGCUGCUCUUGCUCCUGUCCAGGGAGCUUGGCACACUGAGCGAGGAAUGAGCAAGCACUGGCCGGGCAGCCAUUCAGUGAGGCCUUGGCAUGGCAUGGCCUGGAGAAUGAAGGGUGGCAUGGCCUCAGGAACGCAGCCUCAGGAAUGUGAGGAAGGUGGACGGAGCCUCUUCAGUUGCCAGCCGUUGCCAGGGACAUGGUGGCAAGGCCAGUUUGGGCUCCAGGGUCCAGAAACCCAGGGUGGCAGGCAGGCAGGCAAGGACGGGGAGCCUGGGACGGGGCCUUCCAGGAUGUGCCUGGGUGGCAGUGGCGCAACCCCCUGACAGGCUACUUUGCUGCCUUUGCCAGGAUAGGGAUCCCUGCGGAAGCUGGUGGCUGUAUGGAGGCGCCUGGUUCCACCCCCUCAGAAUUUUGUGACCAGAGCGAUAGCCCCCCUGGCCAUUGGCUGUUACUCUAUGAAUGCAAAUACAGUGGUACCUCGGAUUAAGUACUUAAUUCGUUCUGGAGGUCCGUUCUUAACCUGAAACUGUUCUUAACCUGAAGCACCACUUUAGCUAAUGGGGCCUCCUGCUGCCGUCGCACCGCCAGAACACGAUUUCUGUUCCCAUCCUGAAGCAAAGUUCUUAACCCGAGGUACUAUUUCUGGGUUAGCGGAGUCUGUAACCUGAAGCAAAUGUAACCUGAAGCGUAUGUAACUCGAGGUACCACUGUAUUGUAUUGCUGCAUCCCUGCAUCUAUGUGAUGAAAACCCUGACAAACCAUUUAGCAGCAGUGAAGUGCUAGUAAAGUCUGGUUUUGGAACUGGGACUCCUUAUUCAAAAUGUGGCUUUUCAAUUUGUAACCCAAAGUUCAGGGUGUGUGUUGCUAUAGUACUUUUCUUAUUUCUGUGGGCACACAGAUAGUGGAAGCCGCACUUACUGGGAAGCAAGCCCCAUUGCAACCACUGGAGCUUACUUCUGAGUAAAUAGGCAUAGGAUUGUGCUAUUGGAACAACUGAAUUUUAGAAAUCUUCCCCCUACUUUUUAUCCUUGGGAUUACUUUACACCUCUUUUCUCCUCCCUUUCAGAAAGGGAGGGACAAUCUUAGGGCCAGUUCACAUAUUCAGGUACAUCACUUGAGUACUUAUCACUUGACAGUUACCAGUGACCCAACUCUUUUUUCUUUUCCCCCUGCUGCUGUGUCUUUAACAGCACAUUGAUUGGGCAAAUAUAUGUUGAUGAGGCUUCUCUUGUCAUGGGGGUGGAGACUGCUGCCGUAGCUGCUGUUAAGGACACAAGAAACAGGGCUGGUUAAAAUCUUAAGAGUUAAAAUCUCUAAGAGUUCUGUCUAUGACAGCAGAGAAUUGCAAUGGUUCAUUCACAUAUGUCAGUCGUCCCUUAAUUCUGUAGUCCUGAAAAUAGACAUACCGUACAUGUAAUGAACCAAACUGUCGUUCUGCCUCUUUCUUGUGGAAAUUGCUUGAGUGCCUUUUAAGAGCUGGCUGGUGGUCAGUAAAGAAGGAAACUUUUCCUGACAUGGAGAUAAAGGAAUGAGCAAAGCAUCACCUGCCUUAUUUAUGCAGGUCAGUCUGCUGCUAAAAGCACUGAACCUGGUGGGAGUGGCUGCUUUUGAACCAUUGAACUUUUUCAUCACAUGUGCACAGAUGAAGCAGAUUCUCUAACAAAGAGGUAAUGCUACCUCUGGCCUCCAGGGAGCGUACAAAGAAAGUUUGCAGCAUUUGAAACUUUAGUUUCUAGCAGUUCGAAAGCACGUCAAAGUACAAGUAGAUAAAUAGGUACCGCUCCGGCGGGAAGGUAAACGGCGUUUCCAAGCGCUGCUCUGGUUUGCCAGAAGCGGCUUAGUCAUGCUGGCCACAUGACCCGGAAGCUGUCUGUGGACAAACGCCGGCUCCCUCGGCCUAUAGAACGAGAUGAGCGCUGCAACACCAGAGUCGUCCGCGACUGGACCUAAUGGUCAGGGGUCCCUUUACCUUUUUUAAAGGUGACUAAGAGAUGGUAAAGGUAAAGAGACCCCUGACCAUUAGGUCCAGCCGUGGACGACUCUGGGGUUGCAGCACUCAUCUUGCUCUAUAGGCCAAGGGAGCUGGCGUACAGCUUCUGGGUCAUGUGGCCAGCAUGACUAAGCUGCUUCUGGUGAACCAGAGCAGCGCACGGAAACGCUGUUUACCUUCCCGCCGGAGCGGUACCUAUUUAUCUACUUGUACUUUGACGUGCUUUUGAACUGCUAGGUUGGCAGGAUCUGGGACCGAGCAACGGGAGCUCACCCUGUCGUGGGGAUUCGAACUGCUGACCUUCUGAUCGGCAAGUCCUAGGCUCUGUGGUUUAACCCACAGAGCCACCCACGUCCCUUUUUAAGAGGUGGUAUGAUAGAAGUUUAUAAAAUUAUGUAUAUCAUGAGAAAAGUGGAGCUGUUGUGAACCUCUGUCUGUCUUGAGACAAUGGAGUGUGCCUCUGGGGGUGAAAUCAAACCAGUAUGUUAGCACCACCAAAGUGACCUCCCUGGGCCGGCACAAGCCUGGGCAGUAUGUCUGGGGGUCCUGGGCUGCCCAGAUGACAAGAGGUCAUGGACAUCCAAUGAAACUGAAUGUUGGAAGAUUCAGAACAGAUAAAAGAAAUUAUUCAUUCACAGAGCUCUUAGUCAAACUAUAGUACCGGUACUUGCUCCUACAGGAAGCAGUGCUGGCCUUCAAAGAGGGUUAAACAAAUUCAUGGAGGAGAGGGCUAUCCAUGGCUACUAGCGAUCAGGCUCUGCUGUGCCUCCACAAUGGGAAGCAGUACUGCUUCUGAAUACCAGUUGCUGGGAAUUUCAGGUUCUGCUGUGCUCAUGUCCAGCCUGCAGGCAUCUGGUUGGCUACUGUGAGGAUGCGGGACUAGGUGGCUAUUGGCCUGAUCCAGCAGGAUUCUUCUUUGGUUCUUAAUUAAACUCCAAACAUUGGAAGUAAAGCAGCAGUGCCCUCCAUCUCAGCAGCUGCAUUAAGGCAAAGUCUAAGGGCGUGGGAUUUCAGCUGCCUGACUGAAGCUAAGCAGGUCUGAGUCUGGUCGCAGUCUGGAUGGGAGACCUGGGAACCUCAUAGGGGAUACACCUGUAUACAAAUUAUAAAUAAUAAACAUCUCAUCACCCUGCCAAAUGCCAUAAUGUCUCCUGGCCUCCCCUCCAGGUGGAGUUGUCCCUUCUACGGCGCUCUUAUCGUGAGCUGGCCUCCCAGAUCAAUGUGCUGCUCCUAGAAAGGCUCUGGUAUGUCAUGCUGGAGCAGUUCCUCAUGAAGUACGUGUGGAGUGCCGCCGGGCUGGUCAUGGUAGCUGUGCCAAUCAUCACCGCCACUGGCUAUUCUGAAACAGGUGAGUGGAGGCAGUCUUUGUAAUUAGAAUGGAACAACAGGGUGACGGGAGCAUGUUGGGUGUCACUUACUGAUAUAGUAAUAAAGUAAAUAAUUGUUUGUUGGCAGGCGAUACUUGAGAAUGCUUUCAAGAUGCCAGACGAAGUGCCCGAUACCAGCUUGCUUAAGAGGCUUAGGGAGGGCAUCAGACUAGGCAUUGCUGCAGAUUCUCCUUGCCCUCUGCUUGCCAGUUUUGCCACAGUGAGGUACAUAUAACCACAAAAUUGCAGAGAGGGAAGAAAGCAGGAUAGAUGUGACAUGGCAGCCCCUGCCUCAGCCACAUCUUUCCAGUCCCGCCCCCCUUGCAGGAACAGAUUGUCUGAGCAGUGAAGAUGUGGAAGUGGCUGUAAUCUUUGGGUUGAAUUACACAUUUGGCAGAGUCUGGGGUCAGGACAUUCAAAACAGCUUCAAACUGACAGGAAGACUGUGUGAUUUAGAGAAGAAGCUUAGGGUAGGGGAAGAAAAUAUAAGCUGUUUUCCUGAAGAACACAGUAAAUGAAUGUGCAGAAUCUUAGAUUGAACUGGGGCAGGAGAUGAUAACAAGGUGAUUGAAGGUUGAAAGUAUCAGGUAAGGAAAGGGUUAAGCCCUGCACAUCCACUGCUUUAGUUUGGAGCUGCACCCUUUGCUUGCUGUUUUGCACCUCUUUGGAAGAUACUUGCAUUCCCAGUCCUUGGUCUUUGCUUUUAAAGGCCCACAACCAUUCUUCACUCUCCCUGAGGUCAGUUGUUUUUGUGUGUACAGAACUGGAAACCUUCACUGCACAUGAAAAUCCCUAGCUAUGGCACUGAACACAGAUGUUGGUUUUCAAAAACGGCUGUAGCUGGGGAGAUGUGAAGAGGAGACCCUGUUUUUCCUCCUUGGUUUUAUAGGCAACAGGUGUCCUUGUGUUAAUUGCAAGAGCUCCACUUAUGGUGGAAGUGAGAGGAGUGGUAGCAGAUUAUACAGACAGCUCACAGUGAAACUUUACAUGGGAUGUAGUAUUUAGAAUGUUUAGAAUGUUUAGAAGAUUUUAAAAUGUUGUAUUAUUUUAUUGUUGUUAGCCGCCCUGAGCCUGGCUUCAGCUGGCGAGGGCGGGAUAUAAAAAUUAUUAUUAUUAUUAUUAAUUCACCCUGUGUGUGUGAUCCUGAUUUCGUCAAUGAUAACUUGCUGGGCAGGUUGGCAGCUCACCUGUUCCAUAUAUCUUCUUGAGUAAUGAUACCUAGAAUGACAUGAAGUGUGUUGUCAGACUGAUAAUCUUAUAAUGUCUAGGCCUAAGCCUAGGCUAGAGCCCUGCUGCCUACAGUUUUCUUUCUGGAAGUUAUUUUUCUCUCCUGUUGCUCAAAGUUCUGGUGAAAUGACCAAUCAGGAUCAGCAGUAGGUGAUCAGGUUCCUCUUCCUGAGUUUAAAUCUAAUUAUACAGAUAUUUGAUGAUUAAAUGUAAAGGUAUUACAGAAACCGAAAGGCUGAUCAUCCCAGGAAGAUUUGUUGCUUUCUUUGUUGUUUUCGCUGUGGGUGUCUGAGCUGUCCCUGCCCCUGCCCUCCUUGAAGUCUGAAGAGGAUCUUUGUUAGCUUAGUCUCUGGGACCUGCCCAGUUAGAGUAGGAGCUGAAGAUCCAGUGAUCCAGUACAGGCUGUUCAGGGGUUUCCUAAUCUGGUUGCAGCUGUAGCAUCUGCUACCAAGGGCCCCUCUGCUACCUAGAUAUUGUCUUAGCUGCUUUCUCCCAUGUUAGCCAAGAGACAGACCAAUGGCUAUUUAAGCUACUCCUUCCUCCAGCACCCACAUCUACAACAGGGAAGGCUCGCUCUGUCACCACAUGUUCCUGACAUUAGGCCCUGUAUGCAGCCCCACUGCCCUGCAAAAUUCAAGGGGUGGCAGAACAAGAGAGGUGUUGCAACAUCUUCCCCUCCAACAUGUGUCUGGCCCCAACAUUGCAUACCCUCCAGCAGACACACCUGUUUGCAGGCCUUUGGAGGUGAAGGUUAAAGAUGGAAUAACCGUUUUCCCCAUGCUGUGUUGCUGCAGCUGUUUUGCCAUUGUUAAGUUAAUGCUAUGGUUUUCAAGUAUGGUUUUAACUGGAGUUUUAGCUUAAUGUGCUGCUCUAAUUUGUUUUAUUGAUUUUGGAAUGCACCUUGCCCUGGGACAUAUGGUGAAGGGCAGGUAAUAAGUAUUCCAAAUAAAUAAAACUGGCAAACGAAGGAAAUAUUUAAGGGAAUAACUCUGUUAAAACAUCUUUGCUAACCACAAGGGUGCAAGAGAGAAUGAAAGAGCCUUUUCCUGUGCCUAGAAGCAAAUGCCUCAAAUGCCUAGGGGAGAGGUUUCACCAAUGCCAGUGAUGCUGGCAGGAGGGAGUUUCAGAGUCCUCUGCUUAUCUUUUCAUUCAUGCAGGAAGUAAUCAGUAGGCAAGUGUUCCUGGCCAGAGGGAAAGGAUUCCAGGUGAGAGCAUGUGAUUUCCAGGCAAACUCGGGUCCUAAAAACAGCUGUGGAGCUAGAAAAUGGAGGGUAGAGAUGUUGUCCUUGGAGUUUCUGCUGACCAUGUCGGUUUCCCCUCCUAUGCCAGACCCUGAGGCAGUGAAGCAAGCUGCGCUGGACAUGGAGGAGAAUGAGCUGGUGAGCCUGAGAACCGAAGCCUUCACCACAGCACGGAGUCUACUGAAUGCAGCAGCUGAUGCGACAGAGAGAGUCAUCUCUUCUUACAAAGAGGUACGGAUGCAGCUUGGCUGCUUGGGUUGACCCAGAAGGAACUGGGUUGGUUUGAUUAUCAAUUGAAGGAAGGGAAUAAGCCACGUCGUUUCUGUUUUCCUCUGAGGGGAAAUCCUAAAAUUGCACAUCUCUGCAAGGCACAGCCCACACCCAGAAGGUUGGAAGACCUGGGAGCACAAUGACCUGGCAUCAGUUCCCAGUUGCACAUCAGCGUCCUAGAUUCUGCCUUACACGAUCAUGUUUUCCAACACCCACAUGCAAGAUCUUUGACCUAGUGCAGUGCUCUAAUACUUCGUGGGAUUGGUUUUGAUCUGUAACAGACCAAAUGGUUCAAAGCAGACAUCUAAUUUUGCCCUCCUAUGUACACACUCUUGGGAAUAAUUCCCUUUGAACUUGGUGAGACUUAUGUAUAGGAUCUGUCUAGAACAUGGAUCGGCAAACUUAAGGGCUGCAGGCUGGAUCAGGCCCAAUUGCCCUCUGGAUCCAGCCUGCGGACAAUCCUGGAAACACCACUUGAAUCGGCGUGAUCAUUUGGACUGCGCCUUUUUUUGCAAUUUUUUUCGGGCGCCAUUUCCGCCCCACCCCCAAACACACAAUGGCGACGCCUCCUCCGGGCUUCUCCCCGCCCUGCGGAGGACGGGAGCUGUGCUUUGAUUGGUGCCAGCCAUCCAAAGCCUCGCCACCCGCCUCUCCGUCCAUGGCCGCGCUGUGGGCAUCGUGACGGGUGUGUCAGGGGGUUUUGGCUGAAGCUUGGCGUGCCUGCUGGCCCCGCCACCUGGCACCCGGGAAAGCUGGCCCGGAAAGGAGAGGCAGCGCCAGCGGUGGCUCCCAACCGCAGGCAGAGUGGAGGAGGAGGUAGGAAAGCGAGGGGAGGGGAGGGGCUGGGGGAGAGAAAGAAUACCCCCUCUGUCACAUGCGUGUAUGUGCGUGUGCAGUCUGGCUCACCUCUAGGUCUGAGGGGCAGUGAACUGGUCCCCUCCUAAAAAAGUUUGCUGACCCCUGGUCUAGAAUAGGAAUGAGCAUAAGGUGGAUCUGGAACUAGUGCGGUAUUUUUGCAGGUAUUUGUGACUCCCGAUUGUUUAAUAAUUGCAGCAACAAAAUGACAUAUCUUGCUUCCCAACCAGACUUCUAAAAUGAAGAAACAAGGAGUAGAUUUUUUACAUGGAAGAACUGUGAACUCAGUUCAGUUCUGAUAACUCAACACAAUUCCCUGGGUUCAGUAGCUGCUCAAAGGCACCAUGUUCUUUAAUUCUUAGCACAUGUAUUCCAAACCAGGCUCCAAUUGGUGGAGCUUGAUGGUUCUAGGGAAAUGCAAUGUAUAUUCCACAAAUCUGCCCUUUCCUAGACCAGAACAUACUGUAUUUCCUUUAUUUCAUCACACACUCUAAGGGAAUCUCCACAUGAUUGGUCUUUAAACCUGAUUGAAACUCUGGUUCUUUACACACUAUACCUUUAAAGAACAUUAGGAACUUAUUCUCCUCCCAAAAAUCCUGGGCACUGUAGUUUAUCCCUCACAGAGUUACAUUUCCCAGCAACCCUUAACAGACUAGAGUGCCCAGAAUUUUUUGAGAGAAAGAAUGUGCUUUAAAGGUAUAGUGUAUGCAUAAGCUUUGAUUGAAACGGGCCAAUAAAACUCCAGGUUAGACAUCUGGGACCCUCAGUUAAAGAGAUUUGAAACUUAUUUAAAUGUGUUUCGUCUCACACGCACGCACGCACGCACACACACACACACACACACACACACCGCCCUGCCAUCUAAUGGCAUCCUCCUAACAAUGCCAACUAUGUGCCCCAGGUAGAGAGAAACUGCCAGUGGUUACUCACAGGAACUUCCUAGGGAACUCUGCCUUUGGAAACGUUUUCUUCUGGGAAGGUUGCUGAAGCAACCUCCUGCAACUUUGGGAAAGGACCUUGGCUCAGUGGUCAAUCAGAUGCUUUGCAUCCGGAAGGUUUCAGGUUCAAUUCCUGGCAUUGCCAGUUAAAAGGAUCAGAUGAUGGGAAAGGCUGAGAUUUAAGACUCUCGCAGAGCUGCAAGCCCAACAAUAAUGGGCUACAUAUAUGAGACCAAGAGUCUGACCUGGUAUGUGGCAGCUCUCUCUACUCAUUAGUGGGAUGCAGUUCUGUGUGUGCUUGGGAAAAAGGAGCAUUGAGCUAUAUGGGAAUUCUGAGUAAUUCGGCAUAUUAAAACUUGACAGACUGAGCUGGUUUCAGGAGUCUGGAGCGAAGCCAGAAGGUCUGUAAUAUUAGUGAUUGUUGUGGGGUUGUUGUUUUUACCUGUAUGCUUGGAGUGAUUUCCCAAUGCUGGAUACUCUGGGUAACACUCAUUGACAUCAAUGGGUUUACUCUAUGAGUUAAUGGAUAUCAGUGGGCUUAAUGGGAUCUACUCUCAGUGAGACUGUUGUUGUUUAGUCAUUUAGUCGUGUCCGACUCUUCGUGACCCCCUGGACCAGACUCCUGUCUUCCACUGCCUCCCGCAGUUUGGUCAAACUCAUGCUGGUAGCUUCGAGAACACUGUCCAACCAUCUCGUCCUCUGUCGGCCCCUUCUCCUUGUGCCCUCCAUCUUUCCCAACAUCAGGGUCUUUUCCAGGGAGUCUUCUCUUCUCAUGAGGUGGCCAAAGUAUUGGAGCCCCUGCUUCAGGAUCUGUCCUUCCAGUGAGCACUCAGGGCUGAUUUCCUUAAGAAUGGAUAGUUUUGAUCUUCUUGCAGUCCAUGGGACUCUCAAGAGUCUCCUCCAGCACCAUAAUUCAAAAGCAUCAAUUCUUCGGUAAUCAGCCUUCUUGAUGGUCCAGCUCUCACUUCCAUACAUCACUACUGGGAAAACCAUAGCUUUAACUAUACAGACUUUGUUGGCAAGGUGAUGCCAACAUUAGUCUCAGUGAGACUAAUGUUGGCUAUUACCAAGAACAUCCCAACUCCAGCCCUAAAAGCUUCGUGUUUCCCUUCUGGGCUAAGGUAUGUUACUUGCUGCUUCCUAAUUCAGGUGACUGAGCUGGCCGGGUACACUGCUCGCGUACAUGAGAUGUUCCAAGUGUUUGAAGAGGUGAAAGCCUGCAACUUCCGGCGCCCUGGAGAACUUGAGGAGGGUCAGGCUCAUGCUGGAAGAGUGAUGAAGCAUGGCGUGCGGGUAGAAGGGCCGCUCAAAAUCCAAGGUAAGGCCUUCAGCUCCAGACUGUAUUGGGCUGACAUGGCACACCUGCACUGCUGCUGGCCUGGUAACUGUGAGAUGCAUCCUGCUAGAUCAAGAGAUGAUGUUCACGUGGUGGCAAGGAUCAAACCAAGAUGGUUAUCUUAUUUACAAUUACUCAGAAGUCCCAUAAAACCCAAUGGGACUUUCGGCCAAGUAAACAUGCACAGAUAUUGGGGUACAGGAACCCAGAGACAGCUGCAUAGCUUCCGUCAGAUCUAGUUCUCAGUGAGCUGGUAAACCUGCGCCUGGGCUAUAGCACUUCGAAUUGCAGGUCGGGGCUCCCGUGACUGAAGGCACUUCAUUACAAAACAAACCACGUAGGAGCCAUCUUGCCAGGGGUUCUCUCAUCUGUAUUCCUGCCUUUUCUUACUGCAACAUGCAAGGGAGUUACUUGUGAGUGCUUAAUUUUAGUUACUUUUUUUUGUACAGUCCAAAAGAAAGAAAGGCAGCAUGUCAGAAGGCUUCCCCCAGAUAACAAGGGGGGGGGGAGGGUUGUGUGGAGGUUUAAAAAACAUGUUUCAUAUGGAGGGGACUUUUCAAGGGAGCUCUUGCACCAACAAUCUAAAGUGGUACAUUCCGGAUGCAUGUUUUACCACCUCGGUGAGAACUAGACCUUUCUGCCAGCAAGUCAGAAUUGUCUCCUGCCUGCUUGACUGUGCACCUACUUUCUUUCCCCUCCUUUCCUGAGUAAUGCACAUAGCCCUGCCAAGGAGAGGCAGAUUGGUAAUUGCUCUAUAGCACAAUAGAUGCUAGAGCAUCAUCCUGUACAUACAAAUACUGAUUUCAAUUCUUGGAGUGCCAGUCCUUAUGUAGCCAAUAUAGUAUCACCCGUGCACAAGAGGGAGGCAUUAACAGACUCAGGGGAACACUGCCAUUUGAACUACAAAAGAACCUUUAGAGAAAGACAUGCGAAAACACUGAGCAUGCUCAAUGGGCACCUAACGCUGACUGUCUCUUGGGAGGUAAAAAUGGAAAGAUGGAGUGGCGGGAAUCCUGAAUAGGGAGCACUGCACUGCAACAUUUUGUUCCAGGUCCAAGGUAUGGGGAACCUUUGCCCCCCAUGCCACUGCCAUCUGCCUCAGCUGGCGUGACCAAUGGCCAGGGACAGUGGGAGGGUUAGCUCAGCAACAUCUGGAGGACCAAGGGUUCCCCACACCUGCUUUAUGCUAUGGACAACUAACCUAUAAAGCAUGGAUAAAUGAAAAGACAAAGGAAACACAAUCCCAAACUACUUUUGAUGAGUUGAUGGCUGUGUCAGUUGCCCAUCUCUAGUUGGGGAGUGGGCAGUCUGUGAAUCCAGAGUCUGUGCCUGUAAGUUUUGUUUCUCUGCUGCUCUGUGUCCGCUCUUACUUCUUUUUUUGGUGUCCUGCUUCUCUUCUUGUUCUCUCUCUUCCACCAAACCCUUCUCUUUCUCCAGCAUCAUCUCCAUCUGUCCCAAAGCAAGUUCACCUCCUCUUGUCUUUGCCCUCACAUUUUACACCUCUCUCUCCAUCUCUUCAUCCUGCAGCCCAUCACAUCACGGGAGCAGGCAUUGUACCUGCUUCUUGCUCUCUGUUGACAACAGCUUCCCUGGUUAUUAUUAAAAUGUACAGUUCUAGGCCAGAGUCUGUGCUGGUAAUUCUGUUUUGUGCGUGUUCAUUAGAUUUUUAUCUUGUCUUUCUAUCAAACGAAAUGGCUCAAGUGACUUACAGAGUUGAAAUUUGCAAGUUGACAAGGCUAGGGCUGUGGGUAUUCUGUUCAUUAAAAAAAAAAACCUGCUUAAAUUGAGCUUAAAUUCAGGGCCCUGGAUAAAUUAUGCAAAUUAAGUAUAUUUCUCUGAUAUGUUUUGCAUAAUCUAUUGACAACAUUGCACAAUAGGUCCUGUUUCUGUUAGUCAUGGGGGGUGGGAUAUGCUGGCAAAGGAGCCCCCCUGCAGAGAGCAGUGUUGAACCCUCCACUCUUCAGCUGGAGAAUGGAGACGUCAGUCCUGCUGGGUCCUACAGACUCCUCCACCCAUCUUGCAUCUGAUGAUUGGCAGAUGAGUGGUCCCACACACCUGUCAAAGCUGGCUCAUGGGGUUGGGGAAAUAAAGAUCUUAGCCCACUGGGCCAAAAAGACUCCCCACUCCUGCACUACAAAACUGUUGCCUCAGUGGCAUUGUUAGUUCAGGAAAACGUGCAGAAAAGGGCAUCCAAAGUGAUCAGUGGGUGAAGCAACUUGCCCAGGAGGAAACAUUACAGCUCUGGGGGAUUUUCAGUUCAGGAAAAAAAGUGAAUAAGGUAGGACAUGACUAAGGUUCACAAAAUGCUGCAUGACAUGGAGAAAGAGACAUUUUCCUCCCUUCAUCACAACUCUAGAACUUGGAGUCAUCCUGUGAAGCUAGUUGAUGGGACAUUCAGGACAGAAGUGCUUCUUCCCCAAGCAAUAAGCAGUGAAAUUCACUUGCUCAGGAUGUGUGGACAGCCACCUUCUUUAAAGGUGGAUAAGGGAGGAUUAGGCUGCUGCUGGCUGCAAGGCAUGAUGCCUAUAUGUUACCUCCAGGGUCAGCGUCUCUCUCCAUGCCAGUUGCUGAGAGUAGGCCAUUUUCCUCAUGUCCUCUUUGUGGGCCUCUCAGCGGCAUCUGGCUGGUCACUGGGGAAAUGGGAUGGUGGACUAGACAGACCUUUGGUCUGAUCCGUCAGGGCUGUUUGUAUGUCCAUUGGUUAUCACUGGAUCCUCUAAGAUGGGACAGCUCUGGCAAUCCUACCAGCUAAUGGCUCAUCCUAAUACACUUCCUCACCUGUUAUCCUGGCUUCAUCCCAUAAACAAAUACCAGCUGAACCUCCUCUGACCUGACCGCAAGUUGACUUCCAGUUGGGUCAGAUAACAUGACAGCAGUGGAAGGAUAACUAUUUGUCUCCUGUGCCUUGAAGGCUGAGGAGGAGUUUUGGCAGGUACAGUGUUCCUCACUUUGUAUGAAGUGGCACCUGUCAAAGUUAUGUCUCCCAUUUGGUUUGCAAUAGUACAGCAGCCCUCCUUUCCAUCCCAUUAUUCUCCCUGGCCUGGCUGGAUUAGACCAGCAGGGCUUUGGGUCCUGGAGCCUCUUCUGGAAGCCAUGCUUUGUUCCCAGAAACAUAUAACAUAAAGUCAUGUGCAUGUUAAUACCAAAUGGAGGAGUGCACAUGAGCAUGUGCAGAAUGCCUUAAUCUAACCAGUGAGCCAUAGCCAUUCCCUGCAGAUCCAGUGUCAGAGAGGGGCCUGUCGCAAACCAUCCUGAGGACUGAGAUGGACAACGUUUAGCAGAUAUAGGGGCUCCACCUUGCAUUCUUCCUCCAUUCCCAGGCAAAGUCUAAAUUUGGGCUUGAGCAAGAGAGGAGACAGGAGGAGGAUUGUGAGAGGGUGUGCUGCCCCCUUCUGGCUGAGCCUGUGUUCACUCUUGCAAGGGUUGGAACACUGUCUUUCAUUGUGGAUUUGAUAUCCAGUCUCUUCCUUCCUUCCACCCACAUCCCAUCCCAUCCCACCCCACCCCAUUUUGCUUACAGGACGUGUGGUUGAUGUUGACAAUGGAAUUGUCUGUGAAAACAUCCCCAUCAUCACCCCCACUGGAGACGUCGUGGUCACCAGCCUCAAUAUUCGGGUAAGUAGUAAAAAACAAAGUUUGAAAGCGGGGAGCAGGAGCCGGGAGACUUUGGCUGAGUUGGCUGUGCCUUUAACAGUUGCCCGAUAUCCAGGAAUUUGCAUGUGAUAACAUUGAUCCCUGUAUUCCAAUGCCAUGAGAAGUUUGCAGACUUCUGCAGAUCAACUUGCUCAUGAAGGCACGGGAGCAGAGCAGACCCCAUUUCCUUUUUUGCUACUGGUUGCUAAGCCUGUUGUGUAUUAUUGCUUGAAAUUCUCUUCUGUAUUGUUGCUUGAAAGAUAUAUCCUAGGGCAGAGUUCUAACAUUGAGAGGUUUCUAACGCUGAAGGCCUGGAAGAACCUUCUUCAGAUUCAGCAGGGUUGUUAAAAGAGAGAUGGAGAUAAGGCUGGGCUGAGAUUGCAAGCUUUUUUGUCGGUAGGAGAUAUGAAGCAGCAAAGUUGAGGGAAGGGGGUGGGUGGGACAGAGAGUCCCUGCCAGUGCUGCUGACUUUGCAAGGUCAGGUAGGAGGAGCAGGGGGUGUGGUGUUGGGGGGGGGGCUGAUAAGACCUUGAUCACUGCCUUCUCUUUAUUAUAUUUUGCAAGAGCAUAGAAAGAGCUGGAAAAUCGGCCAGAGUACGGGAGUGGGGCGAGAGAGAGAGAGAGCCUGACGUGGCUCAGAGAUAGUUGUCAGGGCACCAUAGGGGUAAUGUCACUUGGCAGGUGGCCUAAAGUGGCUGGCAGAUCACAGAUUUCUUACGUUCUGGGCCAUUUGGGGUGGGAGUGGGGCCAGGUUCCCAAGGCAGGGGAGUUGAAUCUAUACUCCAAAGGCCAAGGAGAGAUGGGGCAGGGGAGUCUGGCCUUUACAGGUCCAAGGCAACCAAAAGCGACUUACAGCCAACCAACCAACCAACCAAAUUAACAACAAAAACAACAUAGAUACAUUAAAACUGAGGGGGGGGGGUGGAGGGAAACAGUGCAUUAAAAGCAUCCCACCCACUUCUAAAAGGCCACAGAUAGUGAAAGGCCAAAGACCUGGCUAUAGAGAAAAGUCUUUGCCUAGCACUUAAAGAUUUAUAAUGAUGGUGCCAGACGAGCCUCCCUGGGGAGAGCAUUCCACAAACCGGGAGCCACCACAGAAAAGGCCUCUUCUCAUGUUGCCGCCUUCCAGACCUCUCAUGGAGGAGGCACACAAAGAAGGGCCUCCCGUCAUGAUCACAGGGUUCAAUUCAGUUCAUAUGAGGAGAGGUGGUCCUUGAGCUAUUGCGGUCCUGAGCUGCGUUAUAGGUCCAAACUAGUGUAUUCCUUCUUACAAACCUGCCUGGGCUCUGAGAUCUUCUGGGGAGGCCCUUCUCUCGGUCUUGCCACCCUCACAGGCGCACUUGGAGGGGGUGCAGGAAGGGCCUUCUCAGUGGCUGCUCCCAGGCAACUUUGGGACUCCUUCCCUAGAGAAGCUAGACUGGCUGCUUCCCUGCUGUCUUUCUGCUGUAGGUGAAGACAUUCUUGUUCCAGUGAGUUUUGGGGAACUGACUGCUGUUCCCAGUGCUGUUUUUGUUUUGAUGUGAUUGUAUUUUAAAAAAAUAUACAUAUAGUUUUAAUUCUGUUAAUGUUUAAUUGUUUUUCAGUGAUUUUUACCUCUCUAUGUUUUUAGCUGUUCUUUUUUAUCUGUAAGUCACCUUGAGUCCCUGUCAGGAAAAAAGGUGGGUGAUAAAUAAUAAAAUAAUAAUAAUAAUAAUCAGACAUACUACUCUCUGAUGUCUUCUUGCAGGUGGACGAGGGCAUGCACCUGCUGAUCACUGGCCCAAAUGGCUGUGGGAAGAGCUCACUGUUCCGGAUCCUGGGGGGACUCUGGCCAACAUAUGAAGGCAUCCUCUACAAGCCACCCCCACAUCGUAUGUUCUACAUUCCACAGAGGUACAAAGGACCAGUAUUCAGAUGUCUGCAGGGAAGGGAAAGGCGGGUGAUACAAUGGAACAAAAAAGAGAGAACCUAAGACUCCUGGUUGCUCUUCGUGGGGCUGAAUGUGUUAAAAUUAGGAAAUAGAAUCAUAGAAUUGUGUAGAGUUGGAAGGGAUCCCAAGGGUCAUUAGUCCAACCCCCUGCAAUGCAGGAAUCUCAGCUGAAGCAUCCUUGACAGAUGACCAUCCUGCCUCUGCUCUAAAACCUCCAAGGAAGAGUCCACAACCUCCCGAAGGAGAGCCUUCCAAUGUGGAAUAGCUCUUGCCUUCAGAAAGUUUUUUCGGAUGUUUAGUUUGAAUCUCCUUUCUUGUAACUUGAAGCCAUUGGUUUGAGUCCUACCCUCCAGAGCAGGAGAAAACAAGCUUGCUCCAUCUUCCACGUUGUUUUAGCAUUUGCGUGUUUGCCGUCCUGGCUUCCUUGGGAGGAAUGGUGGGAUAUAAAUUGUGUUGUUGUCAUAUUAAUAUAUUUGCACACCAAGGAAUAUUAUGACUUGUCUGCUUGGUAUCUCAUGGUAGGCCAUACAUGUCUGUGGGAACCCUGCGAGACCAAGUGAUCUACCCAGACACUGCAGAGGACAUGGCACGGAAAGGGAAGACGGACGCUGACUUGGAGAGGAUCCUGGGCAUUGUCAACUUGAACUACAUUGUGCAGCGUGAGGGAGGUGGGUGCAACCAGGAGAGGUGGGGUGAGCAUGAGCGAGAGAGAGAACACACAAACCUUUAAUUCAUGGGAGACAAAUGGGGAGGGAAAUUGUCAUUUCUGCUUCCUUUGCCUCUGGCUGUGUGGAGCAGAAAGUGAAUGGGCAAGCAGGGCGCAUGGGAGGGUCUGCUGCACCAUCUGCAUUGACCAAUGAAAUCUCUUACCUUUCCAUCCAUGGGCGGGGCCAGGCUGGGAAGCAGUCAGCGACUGGAAGGAUGUGCUCUCUGGUGGCGAGAAGCAGCGCAUGGGCAUGGCCCGCAUGUUCUACCACAGGUUAGUGCCUACAAGUGCAGUGAGACGCCUGAUUAUUGGCCGCUGCUGCUAUUCUGUGCAUGGGAUUCAGUUGCAUUCCAGCAAAUUCACAUAGAGUAAUUAAAGUGGCUUUGGCAGUCUUGUGCAACAAACCUACUUCUUUAAAAAAAUGGGGGGGGGGGGUUUCAGUAAGGAAAGUGACAGGAAAAAGCAUUGGGAAGCAGGAGAGAAGAAUCACUUGACGCAAUGUUUGUAUAACCUCUUGGCAAAUAAAUCGGGGUGAGUGCUAUGUAAGCAGCAGAUAUUUCAUAACCUUCCCACAAACUUCGUGCAAAGAAAUGAGGCAGGUUGUCUGGAAUCAACCAUAAUCCCCCUAGCAGAGGACUACCCCAGUGUUGUGCUUUCCAGACAUUGUGUACUACGACUUCCAUCAGUCCAUGGCCAACAAUCAGGGAAGAUGGGACUUGUAGUCCCGCGACCCCUUUUCUCGCGGUCCCUCUUGCAUUUUUGCUCAUCCUGCUGCCGGCUGAGGAUGGGAAUGCAGUGUGUCCUUCCAUCAGUAGAAAGGCAGCAGAACCAAAGCUGAGACCAGCGAAAGUCACACCAAAAGGGUGAUAUUGGGAAAUACUGCCAGGAUCACAGCUGAAAGGUGGAAGAGGCGCAGAUUAGAUCAGGAAUUGUGGAGGGAGGUGCGGAGGGGAAGGUGGAGGACUGCAGUGUUAGGAGUGGCCGUGUACAGACUGGCUUGGCCAAAGAGCCACUUUGGGGUCUCUCAUUUGGGCUGCUGCUCUUCCUCCCUAGGCCAAAGUACGCUCUCCUGGAUGAAUGCACCAGUGCCGUCAGCAUUGAUGUAGAAGGCAAGAUCUUUCAAGCUGCAAAAGAUGCUGGGAUAGCAUUGCUCUCGAUCACCCACCGACCUUCACUCUGGUAUGUUUUGUGCUCCACCCACAGUCUUCUGCCUGGUAUGUUUCUUUAGGCCUUUCUUCCUUUGGAGCCCCUUGAUCUAAGGACUUUAUAUACAUCUAUCUCACUCUUCCAUGGGGCUCCCAAUGGUCUUCCCGCUUCCAUUUAAUGAUUCUACAGUACUGGCUGCUCUAGGAUCACUCUCCUGUCCUGCUCAGGGAGCUUCCUGUCUACAAGACCAGGACAUCCAGGCUAGUUAGUUGGAGUCAUUUGGACACAUGUUUUCUCCCUUCUUGCCCAUCAGCUGUUUGUGGAGUCAGCUGUGCCACACACUGGCCCAUGAGUGGGGCUUUUGAGAGAGCAGGGAAGGCUGGGGAGAUCCCUGCAGCAGCGUGCCUCCUCACGCCCUCAGUCUCCAUGGUGGUACACCUCUGCCACAAAUGGAGCAGUUUCUCCACAUACCUGAUUUACCAGGCAGGAUUCCCUGUGGGCCACCCCUUAUUCUCUCUCUCUCUUUCUCAUACAGGGGACAGGGAAUUGGAGAAGGAGGAUGGGGAACCAUCUGAGCAUUAGAUGAGAAGUGGACUGGCAGGCUUAUUAUGCCUCCAGGAGUCUGUCCACACUUCUACAUCCAUUUACUCUGCUUCUACCUAUCCCUAUGAUUGUUCAUGCUUUUAUAUCCCCCCCUUUCUCCCCAAGAAGCUGGAAUGCCAGACCACCCCACCUGCCAGACUCCUCCCCCCCAGUAUCAGAGUCAGUAUCUCCCCAUCCCAGCUUUCAUCAUACCCCCAAACCUCAGUUGCCACUGCAUGAACCCCCUUCCUCCUCUGGUUCACACUUGGCACUGCCACCCAGACAGGGUAGGAAAGGGUUGUGUCAUUAGUGAGCCUGGAGGCAGGCCCUGUCAUUUCCUCUGUGACCAGUAGAGGCUGCCAUAGAGUGGAUCACCUGUCUGGUUCCCCUUUGCUCGACCCGGACAGGGAAAGAGGGGUUUUGGAGGAGGACCUAGAAUAACCCACUGACUCCAAAAGUCCUGUGUCUUUAAUAAACUGAAGCUUUAUGACAGCAGAGGAUGCACCUGCUAAAAUCUUCCUUUCUGCACACAUUGUGAAAGGGACAGGAGACUGUUUUUGCAUAGAGUCUGGCUGCGCCUGGGCCUGCCCACCUUGUCCUUUCCUGCCCCCAGAAGACUUCCUAUCCUCCCCGCAUCUCUCCCUGUUUCCACCGCCCCUCCAGUCCCUGGCUGUCUCCCAAGCAGGGAGUCACGUCCCCAGCAGGAAGCCGUGUGGGCGGAGGGGGGCAUCAGAGUCUCAUCCUUGGAGACUGAGAGCCGCUUUGUUCCUGACUCCCCCAGAGACAGCUCAGCGGAAAGAUCCCUCCCCAGGAGCAGGCAGGGAUGCCAACCCCACCCACGCACAGGGCGCUCGCUGGACUCCGAGGAAUGAGGGGCAGCAGCAAGAGCUCCAGGCCAAGCGCACGGGGGUGUGGGGUGUGGAGAGAUUGCUGGGAGGCCCGGAGCAAAGCGUAGCACAGACCAGCAUCUCAAGCAGCCCUUCCCUCUUCACUUUCAGGAAGUACCACACCCACCUCCUGCAGUUUGACGGGGAGGGGGGCUGGCGUUUUGAGAAGCUGGACCCUGCAGCCCGUCUCUCCCUGCGAGAGGAGAAGCAGCGCCUGCAGCAGCAGCUGGCCGGAGUCCCCAAAAUGCAGCAGCGUCUCAGUGAACUUUGCCAAAUCUUGGGUGAAGAUACGGCCUCUCCAGCGGGACACAUCUGAGAGAGCCAGGCACCCUGAAGCAUCCCCUCACCAUUCCUGCCCCAGCCCACUCGGCUGAGUGCUCAGUAAGAGGAUCCCGGCUGCUUUCCUUUCCUCCUGGGAGCUGCAGAAGAAGGCCGGCUUGUUGCCCUGGCUGCUGAAGGAAGAGUCACGUUUUCUCUGCUGGGGCAUCGCUUAUUUCUGGCACCUGUUGACUGUGCCCUUCGCCACCUUCUCUCACUUAGCCUGCCUCGUUCUAGGACUGGAGGGAGGGAAUGGGUCACCUCGUCCUGACAAGUGACUCUGAAGUUUUCUCUCUCUCCCACACACACACCUCACACACACAGUGCCUGAAUAUCCCAAGAUAGUAACGCCAAAGCGUGGGUUUUGUUGCCCCACUGCCAUUCUCUGCCCUCUGCAUCUGUGGAUGUUUUGGAGUGAGCUUCCAGCAUCAGCCACACCUCAGAGGCCUGGAAGGUUCAGCAGGACCGGUCUCCGCCUUUCUCCACACAAAACAGCCGCACAACAUUUGAUACGAAUCCAAGCCAUGAAUGUAGCUCUUGCACCUUUCUCCCUGGUGGCCUCCUUUUCGCCACAACUGGGCUGUAGAAGCUGGUUGCAUAGGGCAGCACCAAAAACCCCUCCCCUUCAACCUUCACCCCCUGAGCUCCUCUUGAGGAAGCCUCCUUACCUGGACACCAUGUGGGUGACAUGGCAGCCAAGGGAGCAAGUUAGGAAAUCCACGUUGCUCUAGAUCAGUAAUUUUCAACAGUUUUCUCUGAAACCUUGCUGUUCCUCAGAACUUACAGAGAGCUUCCCAGUGGGUAAGUUAUGCAAGGCAAGCGGUCAAAAAACCUCACCACGACAUCUUUGACCGACCUUCCACAACUGUUUCAGAAUGUGGGGUUGGUUCAUUUUUCUGGGGCAACAGUUUAGGUCUGCCUCAUGCCCUUACAAACGGAGUGUGUGGCCUAAGAUGCCUCUCACACUGCAGGGGUCCCAGACACAAAUUGGGUCCUCAGCAGAUAAGCCAAUAUGGAGUCCCCUGAGGUGGGAAGCCUUGAAAGCCACGGUCCUGGGCUGUCUUGGGCCCCUCUUGUGCAACUCUGUAGAACAUAAAGCCCUUCCUGAGGCUUUGUCCUCGUGGCUUCUAAUACUUUAGUCCCUUAAUUUUGAGGGACUGGUCUUCCCUGUGAAGGCCAGCUGAAGGCCCCGUGCCAUUUGCUUAGGGCACUUUCUAUGGGAACUUGCUGAGACUUGAUUUCCAUACAGCUAUCCUUUAGGACUUGUUCUCCUUGAAAUAGCAGGAAUUCUCCUGGGGUCAUUUCCCCUCGUUUUCUAAAGCAGGGUGGAGGUGGAGUUGGAGGUAGAGAAAGAGAAAGAGAUGUUUUUGUAUACAGACAACAAGGCCUCAGCCAGUGAAGCUGCAUUAGUUCAACUGCACAGCAUAUAUCCACAUUAGGAGGAGUGCAGCAAUUUGGGUCUUGCCUCUUGCCAUGUGCGUGAUGCGAUGGAGAGAGGGAGCAUGUGGCAAAGGAACUAGGAUUGCUGGUUGUCCCCUAUUUCACUUAUGCCAGUGUUAGUCUGCACAGAUGUGUCUAUUCUUAAAAACUGAGCCGCCUUUUAAUUAGUCAUGAAGGUGAUUGGUGCUGUUGUUGUUACUGUUGUUGUUGUUGUUAUUGUUAUUGUUAGAAGACUCACUGCCAGUUGUGUUUUCCACGUGAAAUAACAGACCAGCAAGCUAUUAAUGAUGUGUGCUCCCAUGUCCUUUAAAUGCACAUUUAGCUACAGCCAUCACACAGUUAUUUGUUUUAAAUAUUUCAGCCGUUGGCUUUGAUGGGGGGACAUCAGGGUUUGCCUCAUGUACUAGGUUCUCUCCCCUCUGCCCUUUUGCACGGGUAUUUCCUCCUCUCCCCGCUUGCCUCCCUUUCCCAAUCCUGCUGCUUCCAAGCACACCUCAUCUUCCUAAGAAAGCAAAGAAGAUGCAUGGUUGCUUAGGGGAAAUGAACCCUCGGCUCUCCCUUUGUGAAACAUCUUGCACUGGCCUGCAGUCGUGUGGGCUACCAUGCUUGGCCCUUGAACUUAACUGGCAGCAGCAGAGUCUGGCAAACCACCCGCUGUGUUAACUUUCCCACAGUGCUCCAGAGUGCCUGACUUAGCAACACUUUGCGUGGUGUGCAGCAACUCGGGCCCAGCGGCUGCUGACGUAUAAGGCCUUAGCCAGAGGGGAGGGGGCUCAGAGCUAUACCAGCCCUGCAACCUGCAUUGACUAAAUCUCUGUUCUUGCAAAAAACAGAGCAGGAGGCAUCAUUUGACAAUGAGGCUGCAUUAAGCUGGGUGGCAGGCCUGAUUCCACAGCUCUGUGCCCAGGGACACCUGGCAACUGGCCCUCUGGCACCUGGAACCCUGCUUGUCCCAUGGGGGAGCCAUCCCUGAUUGGGAUAGACGCAUUGCUCUCAAAUGGCAUGUUGCUUCUGGAGGAGUAAAACCACAGCUUGGCAGCCCACAGCCUGUAGGUUUCAUACAACCUUCCUGAGGCUCCCUGUACCCCAUGAAAUCACCACUUCCAAAUUUUGACAUGUCAUUGUGGUGGGGGAGGACAUUGUGCAGGGCAGAUCAUCUUGAGAUGCUAACAAGGGAAGCAAGUUCAUACAGUGUUUUGCAGGCUCUGCUGCCUAGUCCAGCCAUGUUCACAGAGAGGCCACCUCAGUCAGAGUGUGCUCACAUCUUCAGAGAACCAGAUAAAUUCUUAACGUAAUUUCAGUCAACUAGUCCAAUGAGUUUUCCUUUCCCCAAGGGCAAUUGCUGACAUUUUACAAAGCACAAGGCCCGUGUCGCCAGCCAAUUUGGGCACUGGGGAGGUCAUUUCAUGCCCCACACAUCACCACCAUACCCAGCGUCUUUUAAGUGCCACACCAGGGCUCUUAUUUAAUAUUUUUUUAAAAAUCUGUAUUCUGCUUUUUUACAAAACUAAAUUCCAAGUUGAUUUCAACAAUCAAAUAUACAAACCAGAAAACCAAGUCCACAAAAAUACAUCAAACCCCAUAAAAUACCAGCAUCACAAAAACGAAUGGAUCUGCACCUGUCGAGGAAAGAGAUGGUAACAACCUGACAGAGUAAAAGUGCACUCCUUUAGUUUGCUGGCAGUCAUCUCCUUAAAUAUAUAAACACAUAUAUGCUUUCCUGUGAAAAUUUUUUAAGCAAACAGCAGAGCAAAGAGAAAGCGGAAAGAAACUUUCUCCCAUGUUGUGUUAGUUUUAUACUUGCCGGGAGCUUGUGUACGUGUGACCAUCAAAAGAGAGUGCCCCCACCAGAAGUUAGAAGUCGUACAGCCCACUCUGCCACAUUCUUCUGCAUGUGUGUGUGUUGCCAUUGGUUUCUCCUGUAUCUGCUUCUGAUUUGCUCUCUAUGUUUGCAAGUCUCGUCAUUGCUGCAGCUUCCUGCAAGCCUUGAAAAGAGAGCCUGGAAGUUCAGGGCUGUUGUGUUUUCUCUCUCUCUCUCGCUCUCAUGAGCAGCUCCUUGUAUUGGCCGCCAUUGCCUAGGGGAGCAGCGGCAACACAGGUUCUUCUUUUGUUCCUGAUCACAGACCUGCCUGGCUUAGCUACUCCAGCCAAAUUUUAAGGCAAGCCAUUUGCAAGUGUGUGCAUAGCAACACCACAAUCCUAUUGGAGAGAAAAUAAAAUCUCUGCAUUGUUCAUUCUGGAACAGCUCUGAAACCCUCUAAAUACAUGUGAAGAGAUGGGACUUUCCAAGUGGGUCCCAGGUGUUUGGAGUGAGGAGUUUCAACUUUUUCUUCCUCUCCUCUACUUGAUUGUAUAAAUUACUGAUUUAUUUAAUUGUAGUAUGUCUGUGUGUUUUGUAAGAUGUUUUUAAAACUUAUUUCUGAAUUGUCUUCGGACCACCUUUUUAUUUUUAUUUUUAGCCUGCCAUCCACUUCGUGCCCUUCCCAGUAUGAAAGCCCCACAAGUAAACAAUGUGAUACUAUUGCCUGGCAAGGGGGGGGGGGGCAGCCAGAGUGUGUGCCAUGGAGGGCUGAGCAUGUGUCAAAAUUCUCAGUGGAAUGAGGCUGUUCCCAUCUGCUGGCUCUGAUGUCAGAAUUUUACAAAACUAUGCAACAAAGACUUUCUUUCUCUGCUGUUAUGUACGUGCAAAACUGCCAUCCCACUCCCCCUUUCUCCUACCCUCACAGUGCCUUUUAUGCUGGCAGAAGCCAGGUUUAUUCAGAUGCUGAUAAUAAAAAUAUUAUAGAUCACAAACA
Molecule: messenger RNA, 26032 nt
Organism: Podarcis lilfordi (Lilford's wall lizard)
Lineage: Eukaryota; Metazoa; Chordata; Lepidosauria; Squamata; Lacertidae
Source: the annotation of a GenBank genome assembly